AUGGGUAAAGAAAGCGUCGUCCGCAUCGGUGUCUUCAUCCCCGGCGAAUGCCAACUGCUGGACCAAGCUUGUGUCGACAUAUUCGGCGGCAUGUCGCACGAAUACCUAUCCCUGCUGGCCGGCAUGAUGCCGCAAGCCGUCAUAGACUUAGCGCCUUCGGUCAAGAUCCAUUAUAUCGGGUCCGUCAAAGCAGGAGAGCCCAUUCCGCUCACCUCAAGCCAGCGCAUCCUCGCCACCAACCACUACAACGACCCCGAGGUCGCUCCUGGCAAGCUCGACAUUGUGAUUGUCCCCGGCCCAGACCCCACAGCGGAGUUCGAGCAGGGAUGCCUCAAGUGGCUGCGCGAGCAGGGCGAGACCCAGACCACUGACAUCUUGAGCGUCUGCACUGGCAUUAUGCUCUGUGGCGAGGCCGAACUCCUCAAUGGGAAAAUGGUCUGUGGGCCUAGGGGCAUGCAAGAUAUGAUAGUGGCCAGGUAUGGCAAGCACAUUGUGCAGAAGGGGGAGGAGCUGCGAUGGGUGCAGGACGGCAAUUUUUGGUCCAGUGGUGGCGUGACCAAUGGCAAUGAUCUUGUGUCCGCCUAUGCGCGCCAGUCCAAGUACUUCCCCAAGCCGCUGGUCGAGCUCGUCCUCGAGAUGUUCGAUGUUGAGGAUCGCCCUCAGCAGUACGGAAAAGGUCAGUCAGCGUUCCUGUUUACCACGGGAUUUAAUUUGUUUCGGGCUUGGCUGACUAUUUUGUGA
Messenger RNA from Pseudomassariella vexata, 741 nucleotides. Its product is annotated as ThiJ/PfpI family protein. The transcript is spliced from 2 exons. The record is from RefSeq and is a predicted model, not a curated record. The coding region runs from base 1 to 741 and encodes 246 amino acids. NCBI's taxonomy places the organism in Eukaryota, Fungi, Ascomycota, Sordariomycetes, Amphisphaeriales, Pseudomassariaceae.